CAAUGAGGACAAAAAACUUAAGUUGUAUGGAUGAUUUCUUAGAAGAUCAGGUCAAGUUCUAGACAUUAGGAAAUGAAACUGGAAUUUGGAAGAGAGAAAUUUAAAUCUUUUGUACUCAUUUUGAGGGGGGGAAAGAGACAGAAAAUUGAAAUAUUUUUAUUAUCUCAUACCACCUGGGGUACGUAGUUGUCCUGCACUCCUGCACGUCUUGUCCAAAAAGAGAAGUUUACGUGGGUUCCACUUAUUUACAUUACCAACCCCAUUCCUUCCCUCUAUAAAUAAUCUUUAGUCGUUUCCUUCAAUAUAUCUCAUCAUUCUCCUCCUUUUUUUUAAAAGAUACUCACAAACAAUCCGAGAUUCUCCUCCUCCUUGAAACCAACAAUGAAGGCCACACUCAUCACCAUGAUCUUACUGAUUCUGGCCUUCACCGUAGCGUCCCAAGGACCGCUACAGGUCGGAUUUUAUAAAGGGAAAUGCGGGAGUAUAGACAUCGAGUCCAUCAUUGGAGGCAUUGUACACAGCCGUUUUGUCAAAGAUCCUACAGUCGUCGCUGCACUCCUCCGAAUGCAGUUCCACGAUUGCUUCGUUAACGGAUGUGAUGCAUCGCUACUAUUGGAUGGGGAGUCCUCAGAAAAAACCGCGCCUCCAAAUUUGAGCGUUAGAGGCUAUGACAUUAUCGACGAAGUGAAGACGGUCUUGGAGAAAGCAUGCCCACGCAUAGUCUCUUGUGCCGAUAUAAUCAUUGCAGCCACAAGGGACGCCAUUGCCUUCGCUGGAGGAUCAAGGUACAAAGUUCAAAUGGGGAGGAGGGACGGAAAGGUCUCUCUUGCUAGCAACGUCGAUCUCCCUAAUCCGACGAUACCCGUUGAUCAAUCGAUCACUGCAUUCCAAAAGAAGGGCCUCAGUGUUACAGAUAUGGUUCUUUUACUAGGAGGCCACACCGUAGGAAUUGCACACUGCUCUCUUUUCUCUGAUCGCCUAUACAACUUCAACGGAACGGGGAGUCCUGACCCCGCGAUGGAUUCGGGUCUAGUAUCUGCAUUGAAGCUGAGGUGUCCUCAGAAAUCAAAGGUGGAUAACACUGUGAACCUUGAUCAGAACUCUCAGAGCUCAAACACUGUAGACAACAGUUUUUAUAAGCAAAUACUCAUGAAUAGAGGAAUUCUUAAGAUUGAUCAGAGCAUAGCUUUGGAUAAUAAAACUAGAGAUAUAGUCAGUUCUAUUGCCAAUGCAUUCAACUUCACUAGCCAGUUCAGUAAUGCUAUGAUCAAGAUGGGAGCUAUUCAGGUGCUUACAGGAGCAAACGGGGAGAUAAGAAAAUCCUGCAAAGCUGUUAACACUAGCUAGGUAUUGGCUCUAGAAAAAGAGUUUGAUUCGUUGGGUUGUUUUCUUUCAGUUUGAGCAUUUGUUUGUGUUUUGAUGAAGGAGUUUCUUUAUGAUGGAGUGAAGAUGAGUCAUAUUGACAAAUUGAUUGUAAUAUUUCAUCGUUCGUUAUUUUGAAGAGAAGAAUUCUAAAAUAAGGAGAAGUCUUCAAGGGC
Asparagus officinalis (garden asparagus) is the source of this 1538-nucleotide messenger RNA. Its product is annotated as peroxidase 60-like. The record is from RefSeq and is a predicted model, not a curated record. Lineage: Eukaryota; Viridiplantae; Streptophyta; Magnoliopsida; Asparagales; Asparagaceae. Gene Ontology annotation, biological process: hydrogen peroxide catabolic process; response to oxidative stress. The coding region runs from base 382 to 1347 and encodes 321 amino acids. Gene Ontology annotation, cellular component: plant-type cell wall; plasmodesma. Gene Ontology annotation, molecular function: heme binding; peroxidase activity. The transcript has 4 exons.